CAAUUUUUUUUUUAUCUUUAGAUGGAGAUUUUGUAUUGAUAAAUAUGAAAAUUUCGGUGUAGUUGCGGUUAUCGAUGGAAAUAAGUUGCUAUUAACUGAUUUCAAGCAGAAUAUUAUACCCCCACCAAAGUGCAAUAGAAUACUGCAAUUAGAUAAAAACAUUAAUGCGUGUACAAUAAUUCUAGUAGAUCAAAAACUAUUAUUAUGCGUUUAUGACGUCAAUGAAGAUAUGACUAUAUUUAAUUCAAAUAUUUCGAAACCACUAAAUUUUGAUGAGCAUUCAAAAUAUAUUGCAUCUCCAGAAUUAUGUGGUCCACCUGCAGUAUGGGGGAACUUCUUAUUCCUCGGUGAUGGUACAAUAGUAACAAAUAAGUCAUAUAAUUCCCAAUCAGUUAUGCAGCUUAUGAAGCUCGAUAGUGUACUUACCCAAUAUAUACCCUUAAGCAAAUUUGUAUUAUCUGCAAAAAUAUAUUCAAUGGCUGAUGCUGGAAAUAAAAUACUGCUUGCUCAAGCAGAUAAUGCAGAAAUAUUUAAAUUUAUAAUAACUAAAGAAAACACAAUAGAAUUUGUGCAGGCAAAUAAGCAGUCAGGUCCAGUAGUGGAUCAACUCAUCGUAGGUGGAUCAAGGAAUAAUAGCAUCAAUACUACAAUUGCAUGGAAAACAAAUCAUAAUCUUUUUAUUAAUGAAGAGCUUUAUUUUAAUGACGUUACUUCGUGUUGUGUCAUUGACAAUUAUUUAAUUUUUACCAAAUUAACCACAAUGUAUUUCUGGCAUUUAAAGCAGAAAAAAACUAUUGCUGAACGUAAAAUUGAACGUGGAAGUAAAAUAAUAACCACUGUCUUUGACAGUGGACGCGUGGUUCUACAGUUGCCACGUGGAAACAUAGAAACCGUUGUCCCACGUAUACUAUCUUUAGGCAUAGUGUCUAAAACUUUAAACCAAUUGAGCUAUAAGAAUGCUAUGGAAAUAGUACGGAAAGAGCGCAUUAAUUUGAAUAUUAUUUCCGAUAAUAACAUUGAAUUGUUUUUAAAUAAUUUGGAGUUAUUUUUGAACCAGAUUGACAAUCCAGACUGGUUGUGUUUGUUCUUAAAUGAUUUAAAAAAUGAAGACUUCACCAAAACCGUGUACAAAUUUUAUUAUUUCAACGCUCAACAAAUGUAUCCAGAAAACUUCCAAAUAGAAAAGAAAGUAGUAAAUAUAUGCGAGAAAUUGCUUAGUCUAAUGGAGGAAAGUAAGAACAAAGCAUUUUUUUUGCCUAUACUGAGUGCAUAUGUAAAAAUUGGAAAGGUGGAGAAAGCUUUAGCUCAGGUUUGGAAACAAAAAUAUAUUGAAAAUUUAAAUACAGACACUGCUGAUAGUUUAGCUGAUAAGGGUUUACAGCAUUUAAUACAAAUCGUAAAUGUUGAUGAACUAAGCGAUAUAGCACUUGGAACAUACGACAUUGGUUUAGUAGUUUAUGUACUUCAAAAGUCACACAGUGAUCCUAAAGAAUUUUUGCCAUUUUUCAAUGAAUUAAAAAGUUACGACACAAAUUAUCGUUGUUAUAAAAUUGAUGAGCAUCUGAAACGCUAUCAAAAGGCAUUGAAAGGUAUAACAGCAUGUGGUGAAGCAAAGCUUGAUGAAGCAUUGGAGUUCAUUAAAAAACACAACUUAUAUGCUCUUGCCCUUAAGUAUUAUGAAGCUCAUCCAAACUGCUAUAAAAGUACUUGCCUAGCUUUUGGAGAUUAUUUAAGGACGAAUAAUAAAUUGAAAGAUGCUAGCAUUAUGUACGAACGUGGAGAUAGUAAUAUGCAAGCUUUUUUGAGUGCAAAAAAUAUUUUGGAUUGUGGACGUGUAUUGUUCUUAGCUAAAAAAAAUGGAGCAGAUAUAGCAACUGUUGCACUUUCGUUAGUUCCAUUGCUAAUGGAAAAAGGAAGAUAUGAUGAAGCGUAUGACUUACAAAAAUCUUAUGGUAAUAAUAUUAUUGAUGGCGUUAAAAUAUUAUUAAAAGGAAAGAUUUACAAUAAAGCCAUUUGCGAGGUUCGCUUGUUCCAAGCUGAUAACAAUGAUAUUAAUUUAAUAGAUUCUUUGGUUUUACCCGAAUUACUAACACAUUUUCAAUUAUUGGAAGAAAAGUUAUUAGAAGACAAAAAAACUUUUGAAAAUUAUAAGGAGCGUUUACUAGAAAUACGUAAAAAAAAAUUGAAACAGCAACUAGAGGGCGAAGAUGCUGAUGAUGAUAAUAUUGAUGAAUGCGAUAUUAUUUCGGACACAACAAGUGUUUCACGUUUUACUAACUCUUCGCGUGGCACAGGCAAAACAUUCCGCUCAAGCAAAAACCGUAGAAAACAUGCAAAAAAAGUGCUCAGUCUAAAACCGGGUAAUAAGUUCGAAGAUAUUGCAUUGAUCGAUGCGCUUUAUAAUCUCACUAUGAAGUUAGCUACGCACCAGCAAAUCGUUCAUGAUACUUGUGGAGCAUUAAUUGAACUACAACAAGAUACUGAUGCAUCAGCUUUGCAAGAACUAUAUAGAGAAAUUUUAGUAUUAAUAAAAAAUUCGUUAGACGAAAUUUGGAUACCGGAGUUAAUGACCGCAAAACAGUUACCUACAGGCCUAAAUAUUGAUUACGCAGAACUACAAAAUGAACAACGUUAUGCAAUGAUAGAACCUGUUAAACGCUUCAAACCAGAAUUAAAAAUCUUUGAUUGGGAGCAUGAAAUACUCCGUUUAAAUCCUUAAUCAUGUGUAGUUAGUAUUUAAGAUUACUAAUCAUGAAUUUAGUUAGUAUUUUUUUAUAUGAUAAUUAUAUAAAAAGUAAAAUGUGGAAAAGUAAUUUCACUUUCUAACAAUAUUAAUAAGUUAUGCAAAUUAAAAACAAAUCAUAGAUAAUGAUGUGUUUCGUUUAUGCUGGACAUGCGAUUUACUUUCACUAAAAUAAAUGAAAUAAUUAAUUGUAACAAACAAAUCUAUAUCAGCAUAAAGUAAUGGAAAUUAACCAAGCGUUUAAUAUACUUACUUAAACAUAAUAUUUAUUAAACAUGGGUCGAAUUGUAAGAAACACAAGCAAAACAAUUGCAGCAAUAUAGAUAACAAUUAAUAUAAAAAAGUUGUAAGUGUUUUUAUAAUAAGAGCUUCUUAACUGUGUUACAUUUUUGGGGCGUAUUAAAAAAUAAAAUAUGUACAUUAAUUUUGCUGAUUCAAUUGAAAAA
Messenger RNA from Teleopsis dalmanni, 3189 nucleotides. RefSeq names its product putative elongator complex protein 1. Gene Ontology annotation, biological process: tRNA wobble base 5-methoxycarbonylmethyl-2-thiouridinylation. Gene Ontology annotation, molecular function: tRNA binding. Gene Ontology annotation, cellular component: cytosol; elongator holoenzyme complex. The transcript is spliced from 6 exons. Bases 230 to 2719 code for a protein of 829 amino acids. NCBI's taxonomy places the organism in Eukaryota, Metazoa, Arthropoda, Insecta, Diptera, Diopsidae. The record is from RefSeq and is a predicted model, not a curated record.